This is a messenger RNA of Nicotiana attenuata, 873 nucleotides long. RefSeq names its product protein BFR2-like. The transcript has 3 exons. The coding region runs from base 1 to 873 and encodes 290 amino acids. Lineage: Eukaryota; Viridiplantae; Streptophyta; Magnoliopsida; Solanales; Solanaceae. The record is from RefSeq and is a predicted model, not a curated record.
AUGCACAAAUUCAAAUGGAAGAACAGGUUUCCAAAAACAAUUGUCGAAGAAGAAAAGGAUAGUGAUGAUGGAGCUUUAGGUGGGGAGGAUGAUGAAAAUAGUGAUGAUGUUGCUCAGGAGGUUGAUAAAAAUGCCGAAGAAGAAGAAGAAGCAGAAGAAGAUGAUAAAGAAGAUGAUAAUGAAGAUGAUGAACAUCUUGAAGAUGGUGAACAUGGGUUGAAAAGUGAAACACAUGCAACAGUUGGAGUUGGAGACAAGCCUAUUCACUUUGGAUUGAAGAAGUUUGCUAUGAUGACUGGAUUGAACUGUGGUGCCAAACCCAGUAAAGAAGAAAUGAACAAAGUAAUGGAUGAUGGCGAAACAUUCUGUGACAAAGUUUGUCAAUCUAGCAGGAAGGGGGUGGAAGCAGAGAUGCUUUUGAAACAAUUGAAGUCCGAGAUGUUUCACACAGAAGAGAGGUUUAAGAUUGCAUUGGUAUGGUUUGUCCAUUCAGUCUUGCUUGCAAGGGACAACAUAGCGCACGUCGAUAAGAAGUGGAUUUGUAUUGCUGACAAUUUGGAAGUUUUCAUAAAAUAUCCAUGGAGCAAGGAGUGUUUUGAGCUUACAAUUGAGUACUUGAAGAAGGACAUGUUUCCAAUUUAUAAAUCAUAUAUGAGCAGGAGUAAGGAAAAUAAAAUCUCUGGUAAAAAGUCUAAAUCGGCUAGUUAUGCCCUGUACGGCUUUCCAUGGGCAUUCAUGAUACGCCGCGAAUCAAUUCUGCUAUUUGGUCGUAGUGCCGAAAAAUCAAAUGUCGUACCGAUGCUGAUGCCAAGGAUGUUGAGAUGGCACAUCAAGAAAGUGAAAUCUGACUCUGAUUGGGAUACCUAUAAGUAG